GCGGUGCCCCGCCUGUGCGAGAGGGGGCGGUCUAGUGACAAAUCACUGUUUAUUGGGAAAGAAGAAGAAGGGCUUGCUCGGUUGAGGAAAAUGGCCGAUGUAGAGAUGGAUAUCACGGCGAGUCGAAUGAAUAAUUUCAACGAGCACAUGAAACAGGAGAUGGAAAGCCAAGAGAGAAGCGGUAAUGAAGACAGUGGAGAUGUGUCUGAAGAGGAGGGGGAAGAAGAGGAUGAGGCCGAGACUAACGGCGAGAAGCCACAGGAGGGCCCCAAACAUCACAGCAGUGGCGGCAAACACAAGAGGAAAAAACACAAACAUCGCAGUAAGCACAAAAAACACAAGCACGCUUCAGACGAGGACAAGGACCGCAAACGCAAGCAUCGCCACAAACACAGGAAACACAAGCGUAAUAAGGAGGGCGCCUCUCCCUCCGUGGCUGCCAUCUUCACCUCCUCUGGCCAAAAGAAAGGCGACUCCUCCCCUUCCUCGGGCAACCCAAGUCUGGAUGACCGGGCCGUACUGGAAGACCUGGAGAAGCAGAGGGCCAUGAUCAAAGCUGAGCUGGACAGCCAGCUGAUGGAGGGCAAGGUCCAGUCAGGAAUGGGCCUCAUCUUGCAGGGUUAUAACUCCGGAUCAGAAGAAGAUGGAGAUCGGGUCAGAAACGGGGAACAGCGCCAGCGGGGCAGCUUGGGGAAAGCCAUUUCUCCCCGGGGAGUGGGAAGUGGUAAAGCUAGAAGGGAAUCGACAGAGGCCAGUAAGACUGCCUCCAAGCGCCAUAGUCCAAACAAGGCCACGGUCCGGCCUGUAAAAGAGUCCAAACAGGAUAAGGUGAGCAAAAGCAGCAAGGAGAAAGACAUCAGCGCCAAAGACCGAGGGCGUGGAAGGAGUGCUUCAAAAGAGAGAAAACAUUCAGAAAGCACUGAUAGGUCCAAGGAGAGAAGCAGGAAGUCUCCUUCCCCACCCAGCUGGAGAGCAGAGCAGAAAAUAAGUCGCUCUGAGAAACGGCCCUCACCGCAUCGGGACGAGCGGCCGGUCCAGGAAAAAGCAAGGCCGCGGUCCAAAUCACCUGGACGUGAGCGGCCGAGUCGCUCUGACACCGACAAAAGACCGACCAAGUCUCCGUCAAAGGAUGCAUCGUCUGGGAAGGAGAAUCGCUCGCCGCACAGAAUGCCGGCUCCCAGCGCUGUAAAAAAGCGUAGCCCCUCCCCUCGUCAUAGAGAUUCCCGCCAUGCCUCGGCUGGCGCAACAGAUCGCAUGAAGCAGAGCCACUCCCCCGUCCCUAGGGCCAGGUCGCCGCCGAGGAGAGGACGUAGCCGUUCACCGGACGUCAGGAGGAGGGACGCUGAGAGGCAGGAGUCGCCGCUCAGGAAGCGACUGCGACCAGAAGGCGUGCCAGGGCGAGAUCGGUCGCGAGACAACAGUCCCAAGUUGCCCGUGCGCCGAAGGAUAAGUCGCUCGCCCCUAAGACGACGUUCUCCAUCCCCCCGUCGACGCUCCCGCUCGUCCCCUCGCAGACGGAGCAGGUCUCCACUGAGACACCGGUCCGGAGACAGAGAUCGCUACGGGAGACUCCGACAGUACCGACGCUCCAUGUCACGCGAUCGUGAGAGGAGGCGGCGUCGCAGCAGAGAUGAAGACAAGUUCAAGGGAAGCCUCUCAGAAGGCAUGAAGGUUGACCAGGAGUCCUCAGGAGAAGACGUGUUAGAUGAUUUCGAUGGAGAGGAGAUCGAUGAAGAGGCUUUGAUUGAGCAGCGCAGACAGCAGCGAAUGGCCAUUGUACAGAAAUACAAAGUGUUGAACGAUGACAGCAAUAUGGCGUCGGAGCCCAACAGCCCGCAGAGCAGCACCCGCAGCCGCUCGCCGUCGCCUGACGACAUCCUGGAGCGAGUCGCCGCCGACGUCAAAGAGUAUGAACGCGAGAACCUCAACACCUUCGAGGCCAACAUCAAGGCCAAGCACAACCUGAUCGCCCAGGAGAAAGAUGCGGCCAACCCAAAGAAGCCAUCGGCGCCCGACAUGUUCACAGAGUCGGACGACAUGUUUGCAGCUGACUUUGAUGGUGCUAGGAUGAGAGCAGCUGGAGUCGGGAAGGACUUCAAGGAGAAUCCAAACCUCAGGGACAACUGGACCGAUGCCGAGGGCUACUACAGGGUGAAUAUUGGCGAGACGCUGGACAAGCGCUACGACGUUUACGGCUACACGGGCCAGGGGGUGUUCAGCAACGUGGUCCGAGCCAGGGACACUGCCAGGGCCGGCCAGGAGGUGGCAGUAAAAAUCAUCCGGAACAACGAACUCAUGCAGAAAACGGGUUUGAAAGAGCUGGAAUUCCUCAAGAAGCUGAACGACGCCGACCCUGAUGACAAGUUCCACUGUCUGCGUCUCUUCAGACAUUUCUACCACAAGCAGCAUCUCUGUCUGGUCUUUGAGCCGCUCAGCAUGAACCUGCGAGAGGUGCUGAAGAAGUACGGCAAAGACGUGGGACUACACAUCAAGGCCGUGCGCUCCUACAGUCAGCAGCUCUUCUUGGCCCUGAAGCUGCUGAAGAGAUGCAACAUCCUGCAUGCUGACAUCAAGCCUGACAACAUCCUGGUGAACGAGUCGAAGACCAUAUUGAAGCUGUGCGAUUUUGGGUCGGCAUCGCACGUCGCCGACAACGACAUCACCCCAUAUCUGGUCAGCAGAUUCUACAGAGCUCCAGAGAUCAUCAUAGGCAAACCGUACGACUACGGCAUCGACAUGUGGUCGGUGGGCUGCACGCUGUACGAGCUCUACACGGGAAAAAUCCUUUUGCCAGGAUCCUCCAACAAUCACAUGAUCAAACUGGCCAUGGACGUCAAGGGCAAGAUGCCAAACAAGAUGAUCCGUAAAGGUGUCUUCAAAGACCAACACUUUGAUCAGAAUCUCAACUUCCUCUACAUCGAAGUGGACAAAGUAACAGAGCGGGAAAAGGUGACAGUGAUGAGCACCAUCAACCCCACCAAAGACCUGUUGUCCGACAUGAUUGGCGGCCAGCGUCUGCCGGAGGACCAGAGGAAGAAGGUGAUGCAGCUCAAGGACCUGCUGGACGGCACAUUGAUGCUGGACCCGGCCAAGCGCAUCAGCAUCAACCAGGCACUGCAGCACCCCUUCAUCCAGGAGAAGAUCUGACCAGCCCACCCUUCCCCUUUUUAUGGAGACCAACCACUAAAAGCAGCUCUCACAGGAACCCAGACUUUCAGAAUGUUUUUUUCUGUUCUCCAUGUAUUGCUGUGUGGCCUCAUCAUUGUUUUAUUGUAAAUAUGAAAUGGUAGCCCAUCUUAAAAAAAUGUUGUUUUU
Molecule: messenger RNA, 3315 nt
Organism: Entelurus aequoreus (snake pipefish)
Lineage: Eukaryota; Metazoa; Chordata; Actinopteri; Syngnathiformes; Syngnathidae
Gene: prpf4bb
Product: pre-mRNA processing factor 4Bb
Exons: 16
Coding region: 91-3147 (1018 amino acids)
Biological process (GO): mRNA cis splicing, via spliceosome; peptidyl-serine phosphorylation; peptidyl-threonine phosphorylation
Molecular function (GO): protein serine/threonine kinase activity; ATP binding
Source: RefSeq, a predicted model, not a curated record